GCACUAUUGCGUUACAGAGGACUAAUCUGUACGUUCUGUGUACGUUGGAUGUUUCUAACUUGCGUAGACGGUUUGAUAAAGAUGGUAGCAGAAUGUUAUUAAUGUUGAACUUUUGUUGCACACAUAUCCAAAUUGUGCCGCGUACCAUUUUUAAAAAUUCCUAGCAAUGUCGGUGUGAUCGAGGCGUAACCAUUGUAACGAGACAAAUUUAUUGUUUUCAAUCAUCCACCUUUUAGGUCAGAGAGUUGAGGGUGCGGUGUGCCUGGUUACCAGCUAACAUGGCUACCUAGAGCAGCGAGGCGGUUUUUUCUUCUCUCUAUACAACCUUUCAAUCUUGGGGGAGCUAUCUCGAUCAGCCAACUAGCAAUCUUUUCACAACACGGCUGUUCCAUGAAAUUAUCGCAAUGUUUUAUUUAAAUAUAGGACUAGUAUGGAUAAUCUACUUCUGUGCAGUGAACACUUUGAAGAAUGGAUAAUUACAAGAUAAUCAACAAAAUUGGAGAAGGGACAUUUUCAGAAGUGGUGAAGGCUCAAAGCCUGAAAGAUGGGAAAUAUUAUGCGUGUAAAACGAUGAAGCAGUCACUCAGCAGCCUGGAACAGGCCAACAACCUGCGAGAAGUCCAGGCCAUGAAAAGACUAAACCCUCACCCAAACAUCAUUCAGCUGCAUGAAUUGAUAUUUGACAAAGAGUCAGGGACUCUGUCCUUGAUAUGUGAGCUGAUGGAGAUGAACAUCUAUGAGUUCAUACGAGGGAGGCAGCAACCUUUGCCAGAAAGUAAAAUCAGACAUUACAUGUACCAACUUUGCAAGUCACUCGAUCAUAUGCAUAGCAACGGGAUCUUUCACCGGGACGUUAAACCAGAGAACAUUCUAAUCAAACAUGACGUGCUCAAACUUGGAGACUUUGGCUCGUGCAGGAGUUUGCACUCCAAACCUCCCCACACAGAGUACAUCUCCACCCGCUGGUACAGAGCCCCAGAGUGCCUCCUCACAGACGGCUAUUACACACACAAGAUGGACAUGUGGAGUGUAGGAUGUGUUUUCUACGAGAUCAUCAGUCUCAGCCCUCUGUUUCCGGGAAGCAAUGAGUUGGAUCAGGUGACCAAGAUCCAUGAUGUUUUGGGUACACCUGACAACAGUCUCCUUCAAAAAUUCCCUCAGUCUAGGGCGAUGCGUUUUGACUUCCCUCUGCGGAAAGGCAGUGGAAUAUCUCAGCUCAUCCCAAACUGUUCGGCACCCAGUCUGUCGUUGCUCUACCAGAUGCUGACCUACGACCCAGAGGAGCGCAUUGGCGCAAGAGCGGCACUACAGCACAUCUUUUUUAGAGAGCUACGGCUGGCGGAGAGGAGAGCUGAUAGUUUGCGCAGGGCCAUUGUGACUGUAGAGGGAGGAGAGAGCAGUGGGACCCCCAACUCUGUGGAUCACCUGCGGCGCAUGGCCAGACAGGGCAGGAGGCAGCACAACAUAAAGCACGUUGCCGAGCCUCUGAUCAGACGCAACGCCCCACAUGUGGAAUUACCAAAGCUCAAUGUGGUAGUGCCUGCACCCCAGAUUACCUACCCUGUUAGCACAGUGCCAGUUCUCACCAUCACUCACCGUGGGUCCCUCCCAGCCAUCACAUCAAAAAAGUGCCACUCCCGGUUGGCUAAGCCAAGGGAUGAAUCCCACUGCUCUGCUUUCAAGACCUACUACAUGCCUCCUCUGGAUAGGAAACCUGGUGGCUACUGAGAGCCCCAAUUCUUAAGAACUGUUGCUGUUCAACAGACCUGUUGUACCUGCUGUACAUACUCUGAUCUGAUUCUUUUGAUUUGGUUAGACAUUGUUGAACAAAGCUACUUAGCUACUUCAAAGCCGGCUGCUUUCUUGUGAGCAAUGCUAACAUGGUGUUGGACAAAGGAAUGUCCCAUAGCAAUAAUUACCAGGGUUAAUUUGUAUAAGUCAUCAUUCUGGCAGAUGAAAUACAACAUGAUCCACAAAGUAUAUUUGACUCUGUCAUCAGUGUUAGGCAAAUGAGAAGAUGCCUAUUGACCGUUAAUAACCUAACCAUUUCCUAACUAGUUGUGUCAUGUUCUUAACGGUUGUUGAUAAAUUUGCUCAAAAGUGAGCAAAUGACUACUCACAUGCAAAGCAGAACUUCAAGGACGAGCUCUGAUAUACUGAAUGUACAAAACAUUAGGAACACCUGCUCUUUCCAUGACAGACUGACAAUGUGAAUCCAGGUGAAAGCUAAGAUCCCUUAUUGAUGUCACUUGUUAAAUCCACUUCAAUCAGUGUAGAUGAAGGGGAGGAGACAUGUUAAAGAAGGAUUUUUAAGCCUUGAGACAUGGAUUGUGUAUGUGCCAUUCAGUGGGUGAAGGGGCAAAACAAAAUAUUUAAGUGUCUUUGAACAGGGUAUGGUAGUAGGUGCCAGGCGCACCAGUUUGAUUGUGUCAGGAACUGCAACAAUGCUCGGUUUUUCCACGCUCAACAGUUUCCCGUGUGUAUCAAGAAUGGUCCACCACCCAAAGGACAUCCAUCCAACUUGACAACUGUGGGAAGCAUUAAAGUCAACAUGGGACAGCAUCCUUGCAAAACACUUUCAACAACUUGUAGAUUCCAUUCAAUUAGAAAUAUGAGGCUGUUCUGAGGGCAAAAGCAGGGGCUGCAACUCAAUAUGUUCCUAAUGUUUUGUACACAGUGUAUUUAUUACAAAUCUUAUGAAAGAUCAGGUGUUAGUUCCUUGGUAAGUUCAUUGAUUCAGCACAGUGCAUUGUAUCCCAGUGCUAGAUCAAAUCUGAUUUUUGGAAAUUCUCUUUUUUUUUGCUCACAGAGCAUAUCUUCAUGAUCCAAUUAAAAUUGUAGAUUUCCUACACCACCUGCGACUUCCAAAGCAAUAGUCAAGUACAUUGUUUAAGUAUCGCCCCUGGGUCUGGAGGGCCGCAGGCACGUCAUAUUUUUGAUUUAACCAAGCCGGAAGACCAGGUGGGUUGAAUUAUAUCACUAAACUGAUCAAUUACCUCAGUUGAUCAGGUGUGGUGCCUAGUUGGAACAAAAUCCUUCAGUUCCAUCAGAAACAGGGUUGCCUACCCCUGUAUGACUGCAUUGCCAUAAGAGUAUAACAAACUAUUGAGAAAAAGCAACACAUUUUGUAAGUUCUGUGAAUGCUUUGCCUUUUGUUCUAUGACAUAUUACAUAAGAUUUUCCAAUACCGUGACAGACUGUUUAAGUCAUUUGAGACAGAGGUAUUAUUGUACAUAUGCAAUGACAAGGCAUAUACAGUGUACGCCCAUACUUAUCCCAGCACGUAUUGUAUGGGAACAAGCAAUGUGAAAGUGUGUUUCAUGAUGUGUAUCUUAUCUUUACAACCCAAAUGUAAAGACAUGUACUUAUAAAAAUCAAUCUGCACAAUAAAAUGGACAAACAAAAUCAGUAACAA
Oncorhynchus kisutch (coho salmon) is the source of this 3415-nucleotide messenger RNA. RefSeq names its product MAPK/MAK/MRK overlapping kinase. The record is from RefSeq and is a predicted model, not a curated record. Gene Ontology annotation, biological process: protein phosphorylation. The coding region runs from base 469 to 1728 and encodes 419 amino acids. Gene Ontology annotation, molecular function: ATP binding; protein kinase activity. The transcript has 12 exons. Lineage: Eukaryota; Metazoa; Chordata; Actinopteri; Salmoniformes; Salmonidae.